AUGUCCUACCAAGCCAGCUACUCUCCUCAGCCGCCUGCCCCUCGGCUGAGCCAUAAAGCGAGUGACGCAGCCGGCGGCUCCAGUAUGAAAGGGCAAACUCUGCUCGGGCAGACACACGGCGGUGCAGGGCUGUGCGGGUCUGGAGCACCGGAUGCCAGCGACCCGGCUCUGACUGAUCCCCUGUGGCUGGACGGUGCAGAGGAGACCUCGGGGAUGGAGAGGCUGCUGAGGAAGUGUCAGAUCCGAAACCAGCUGGUCAGGGAGUGCAUGGCGGAGUGCCUCGGAGUCUACGUCCUCAUACUGUUUGGAUGUGGCUCCGUCGCCCAGGUGACCACGACCGACGAUAAGAAGGGGCAGUACCUGUCAAUCAAUCUGGGUUUUGCCCUGGGGGUAACGUUUGGGGUCUUUGUGUCUCGUGGAGUUUCAGGUGCUCACCUGAACCCUGCCGUGUCUCUGAGUUUGUGCGUCCUGGGCAGACAUCCAUGGAGGAAGCUGCCGCUCUACGUCUUCUUCCAGGUGCUCGGGGCCUUUCUGGCUGCAGCCACCGUCGGCAUGCAGUACUACGACGCCAUCCGGUCGUACAGCGGGGGGGAACUGACCGUGACGGGUCCCACAGCCACAGCAGGAAUAUUCUCCACCUACCCAGCAGACUACCUCAGUCUGUGGGGAGGGGUCGUGGACCAGGUGAUAGGAACCGCUGCCCUGCUGCUGUGUGUGCUGGCCCUCGGGGACCAGAGGAACGGCUCUGUCCCUGAUGGGCUGCAGCCGGUCCUGGUGGGAGCAGCCGUGCUGGUUAUCGGCAUCUCGAUGGGCUCCAACAGCGGCUACGCCCUCAACCCCGCCAGGGACUUCGGGCCUCGGGUGUUUACGUACAUUGGCGGCUGGGGAGUUGAUGUUUUCACGGCCGGAGGAGGCUGGUGGUGGGUGCCCAUAGUGGCCCCCUGUGUGGGAGCUCUGCUGGGGACACUGAUCUACCAGCUGAUGAUUGAAGUCCACCAUCCUCUGACCGAGCUCCAGACGUCGUGUCAGGAGGCGUCUGAGACCAAGACGGGGCUGGGGCUGGAGGGGGUGGAGCCAGGCUGCGAAAAGAAUGUGGUGAAAUUAUGA
This is a messenger RNA of Pleuronectes platessa (European plaice), 1107 nucleotides long. It is a transcript of the gene aqp10b, whose product is annotated as aquaporin 10b. The transcript has 6 exons. Gene Ontology annotation, cellular component: basolateral plasma membrane; plasma membrane. Gene Ontology annotation, biological process: water transport; glycerol transmembrane transport. The record is from RefSeq and is a predicted model, not a curated record. Bases 1 to 1107 code for a protein of 368 amino acids. Gene Ontology annotation, molecular function: urea transmembrane transporter activity; water channel activity; glycerol channel activity. Lineage: Eukaryota; Metazoa; Chordata; Actinopteri; Pleuronectiformes; Pleuronectidae.